UAUGUUAUGAAACCGGAUCUGAACCGGUGGUGCAAUCAAAUCCCAUGCAAACCAGCGAACUACUGAAAUUCUGAUGUUUUUCAUUAUCAUCAUCAGACAGAGAGAGAGUGAUAGACACUCUGUUUCUGAUGGAGGAGAAGGUUGCAGAACGAAGCGCAUCGUUCCACUUCGACUUCAACAUCAACAUCGAACUCCCCUUCGCAUUCCAAUUGGAAGAAGCAGUGUGCAGUUACGGCUUCUUCAUGAUGGCACCCAACCAGUGGGACCCACUCUCCAAAACCCUCACGCGCCCUCUCUCCUCCUCCUCCUCCCUCGUUUCGAUUUCUCAGCGCUCCCAAACCCUCGCCGUUAGGGUUCACGCACUCUCUCCCCAACACCAACACCAACACCAACACCAACACCAACACCAACGCCACAUUACGUCUCAGAUUUGUAGAAUGCUGCGCUUGUCCCAAGCGGAAGAGAAGGCUGUGAUGGAGUUCAGAAGCAUGACUCUCGACCUUCCAGAUAGAAGCUUCGCUGGAAGGGUUUUUAGGUCUCCCACCUUGUUCGAGGAUAUGGUUAAGUGCAUACUGCUCUGUAACUGCCAGUGGCCAAGGACUUUGGGCAUGGCACAAGCGCUCUGUGAGCUUCAGUUGGAACUGCAAAACGGGUUGCCCCAUGCUGUUACUGUGUCGGGCAAUGCAAAAGUUGAGACUGAGGGAUUCAUUCCCAAAACACCAGCGGCUAAAGAGACCCGGAGAAAGAAGGUUGCAAAAAAGGGCAAGCUUCUUAAGAGGAAAUUAGAGUUUGAAGUGGACGAAAACUCACAAAUGGACAGCGUGCUUGCUUCAGGUUCGAACACGACCUUGCUUCCAACAGAUAAUGGCAAUUCAGAAGAGUUGUGUUCAGAUGAUUCAUAUCAUCAUCAGUUCCCUAAUGGGAAAGAUCAGUACUUUGACCGUACUGGAAAUUUUCCCUCCCCAAGUGAGCUAGCAAACCUUGAUGAGAGUUUUCUGGCAAAGCGAUGCGGACUUGGGUAUAGAGCAGCUUAUAUAAUAGAACUAGCGCGGGCCAUUGUUGAAGGCAAAAUUCAAUUAGAACAGCUUGAAAAACUGUCGGAAGAUGCAAGCUUAUCCAACUAUAAGCAGCUUGAUGAUCAGCUGAAGCAAAUUAAGGGAUUUGGCCCAUUUACUCGUGCCAAUGUACUUAUGUGCUUGGGAUAUUACCAUGUCAUUCCAACGGAUUCUGAAACUCUUAGACACUUAAAGCAGGUUCAUUCCAGAAAUACAACCCUUAAAAAUAUUGAGAUAGAUCUUGAAGAGAUUUAUGGAAAGUAUGAGCCCUAUCAGUUCCUGGCAUUCUGGUCUGAGAUAUGGGACUUCUACCAAACAAGGUUUGGGAAAAUGAAUGAAAUGCCUUCUUCUGACUAUAAACUUAUAACUGCUAGUAAUAUGAGAAGCACUAGUGAAGCCACAAAGAAGAGGAAGAGACCAUCACGAAAAUCUCAAUGCUGAAGUCCUACUCCAUAAAUGCACUUUUUGGUGAGCAUUGUUGAGCUUCUAUGUAUAUCUACUUGGUGUUAGGGUAUAAUGUAGAAAUAAUUUAUUAUUUCAAGUUUGUAAUUUUUGUUUGACUACUCAUCAGCGCCAAAUUGGAUUUGAUAGUAACUGAAAUGAUUGCUUCUAAAUAUUAAUUAGCAUUUAUCCUGUUUUA
This is a messenger RNA of Cajanus cajan (pigeon pea), 1695 nucleotides long. RefSeq lists its product as uncharacterized. Gene Ontology annotation, cellular component: nucleus. Lineage: Eukaryota; Viridiplantae; Streptophyta; Magnoliopsida; Fabales; Fabaceae. Gene Ontology annotation, biological process: base-excision repair, AP site formation; base-excision repair. The record is from RefSeq and is a predicted model, not a curated record. Gene Ontology annotation, molecular function: 8-oxo-7,8-dihydroguanine DNA N-glycosylase activity.